AUGCCAAUUCUUUCGGCUCUAAUUGCUAUCAAUCUUGUAUCGCUUCCGCUCAUAAUUAUUGGUUGUGGCAAGAAAGAGAAUGUGAGCUCCAAAUGGACAAAUUGGAAAAAAUCUUUACAAUUUCAGGAAAACGGAAACUCGGCCGGCACUCGAGACCGUGGAAAAUCCGAACAGAAUGGAAAUGGAACUGUGCAGAUCAAUUUCUCAGAGGUUAGAAUAGAAGAAGGAGCUGAACGACCUGCAAGAUCAACCCGAGCCGAUGUUUAUCAUGAAGCCGCCGAGAAUCUGGCUUACCCGGCUUCGAUGCGAUGUAAAAAUCAUGAUGAUGCUUGGAGAGUUAGUUGCUAUAAAUAAAAUGCCUAAAGCUCGCAUUGUGUUUCAGAUUCUCGCUUUAUAUCUGGAUUGCAUUCGUGCAGUCAAUCCGACGGAAUUCAAUCAGUUCAGAUGUAAGAAGAUUUCCAUUUCAACAAAAUUUUCUCAAUUAAUUUUCUUUUUCAGUUCUCGACGCCGCACUCGCUCUUCUUCACGAUUUCAGCCAUUAUAUUCGUACUGGACAACUUUCGAAUGACGUAAUCGCUUUGGCCGUCGUCUACUUUCUCGUCGACUUUCACAAGCUCAAAGUGAAUUUGGGAUCAGACAAGACGCCGUGGUACAAGGUUCUGUGCCGUAAUGCACAAUUGGAAGAUCUCGAAAGAGCAAGAGCGUUCAUCGAAAGCGAACUACUCGGGUUCAGGUCGGAAGAGACUGCUGUAGAGGGAUUCUAA
Caenorhabditis sp. 36 PRJEB53466 is the source of this 764-nucleotide messenger RNA. Lineage: Eukaryota; Metazoa; Nematoda; Chromadorea; Rhabditida; Rhabditidae. The record is from the annotation of a GenBank genome assembly.